Molecule: messenger RNA, 870 nt
Organism: Marasmius oreades (fairy-ring Marasmius)
Lineage: Eukaryota; Fungi; Basidiomycota; Agaricomycetes; Agaricales; Marasmiaceae
Exons: 2
Coding region: 130-663 (177 amino acids)
Source: RefSeq, a predicted model, not a curated record
GAAAUUUUCAGCUCCCACACCCGAGUUCCAGCCUGGAUUGCUCUACUUUUUGCUUCCAUACUUAAACGGUAACGCCAACUAUGGAUUCCCCAGAAUUCCCCCAGCUGCAACAAAAAACCACUUCCUGUCAUGUCCGCUUCUACUUCCCCUACACCAGUCAUCGCCCAGCCUCAAUUAGCGGCUACCAUAAAUCCGACAGAUAGUUUUUUCGGAUACACCUUUUCAUCAGGCUCUGUAUCGGACUCUAGACACGACAGAAGAAUUAUAUCUUCUGAUAUCGACUUGGAACUCGGGUUGAAUCACGAUUCUUCACCGGAUAUCGCACCACCACCAUACAUUGAACCCCCAGAAUACACAGAAUCAUCGGAGACAGUGACGCUCGCCAAAUACCUGUUCAAAUUUGGGUUUCUAUUCCCACCUUUCUGGAUAAUGGGUGCACUCAUCAUCCUCACCCCUCUACGUGCCCCGGACUCAGAUAUCAAUGAUCCUACUUCCCCCCACGCCUGGCUUCCAGAGAAAACUGAAGCUGAACGCGCUGCUGUCUUAUCUCACCUCCGACAAGCAGAGCUUAAAUGGGCUUGGAGGUGCCUUUUCGCGCUUCUUAUCGUCACGCUCUUUGCCGUUGUUGCUGGGGCUACUAUAUGGGCUGUCUUGAGAGCGUAAUGUCGCUUCUGGACGUCCUUAGUCCUACGUUGGCCUAGUUUGCCACGCCCUUCGCUAUUACUUGCGAGUUGAUUCCUCGCUCCGAUCCCCUCCUUUUUGCAUAAUACCAUUCAAAGCACCUUCAUUUUCUUCGACUAUGUCUCUUACGAUGUAUCCCUAGAAGACUACUGUAUGACUACCAGAUUUCAAAUGUACUCUCAAUUCACA